Messenger RNA from Brassicogethes aeneus, 3699 nucleotides. The record is from the annotation of a GenBank genome assembly. Lineage: Eukaryota; Metazoa; Arthropoda; Insecta; Coleoptera; Nitidulidae.
UUCAGCUGUCACAGACAUGUCCUUGUAAUGUUUUUUGUUUAUUAUUAGGACUUUUAUGUAAAAAGUUAAUUUUAUUAAUUAAGUGCGUUUCGAUGGUGGUGUUUCCAAUAAAGUGAUAAAGUUUAGCUGUUGUAAGUCCAAAAAUGUCUGACGAAGGAAUUGAAUGGUUAAGGGAUAUUCUACAGGAUGUUCAGUUAAUCCAGUUCCUUGUACCAAUAAGGGAUGAUUUACAAAUUACCCGUUUGGAACACUUUGACCAUGUAAAACCCGAAGAUUUAGAAAACAUUGGAUUAAGUCGGCCAGGGGCUCGAAGACUACUGGAGGCAGCUAAAAAGAAAAGGGCUCAACAGAAAAAAAGAAACCUGAUAAACAAAUUAAUUCCAGUAAACAGAAACGGAACUAGCAAAAGAAACGACGACAAUUUAUCUCUGAGUGAUUUUACAUCAUGUUUAAUUGAAAAGAAUCAUAUUACACUAUCUGUAAAGCUAGGUGAUGGAUCAUUUGGAGUUGUGAAACGAGGAGAAUGGACAAAUCCAGCUGGCAGAAUAAUUCCUGUGGCUGUAAAAGUGUUAAAGGCAGAUGCGCUAAAUCAGCCUGGUAUUUUCGACGAUUUUAUAAAAGAGGUGCAGGCUAUGCAUGUGCUUAGUCAUCCUAAUCUUAUCAGAUUAUAUGGAGUGGUUUUAUCCCAACCCAUGAUGAUGGUGACGGAAUUGGCACCUCUGGGUUCACUACUAGAUUAUUUAAGGAAACAGUGCCAACACACUCCAGUGCCAAUGCUAUGUGAAUACUCCACCCAGAUUGCCACUGGAAUGGCAUAUCUGGAGAACAAAAGGUUUGUGCAUAGAGAUUUGGCUUGCAGAAACGUCUUGUUAUCUGCAGUGGACAAGAUUAAAAUCGGCGAUUUCGGACUCAUGCGCGCGCUGCCUCAAGAAGAAGACUGCUACGUGAUGACCGAACACAAGAAAGUCCCUUUCCCGUGGUGCGCCCCGGAAUCCCUGCGAUCCAGGCAGUUCACCCCGGCCUCGGACACCUGGAUGUUCGGCGUCACCGUUUGGGAGCUGUUCACCUUCGGCGAAGACCCGUGGAUGGGGCUGAUCGGAUCGGAGAUCCUGCGCAAGAUCGAGAAGGACGGCGAACGGCUGCACCAGCCGGAAGCGUGCCCGCCGGAAGUGUACCGAAUCCUGCUGCAGUGCUGGUCGCGCGACCCGCAGGACCGGCCCACGUUCGCCGCGCUCAAAGAGUUCUUCCGGAAGAACGCGACGCCGGUCGUGAAGGCGCUCGGCAAGCAGGACGACCCCGAUCGGUUGAAGGUCAACGAGGGCGACGAGAUCGCCGUCAUAGACGGCGGCGCCGAUCUCUAUUGGUGGAAGGGCCAGAAUCUCAGGACGUUUGACGUUGGUGUCGUGCCGCGCUGCCUGGUGGACCCGAUGCGCCCCAAGCAGUCCGAGGACAUCAGCAAGCCGCUGCACAACUCCUUCAUCCACACGGGCCAUGGCUCGGCCUUCGGCGAGAGCUGGGGCAGCCCCGCCUUCAUCGACGACAUGUACCUGAAGAACCCGAUGGAACCGCCCGAUCUCAUGGGAAUGAAGAGGGAGGUCAAACCGUCGCCGCAGCUGUGCGAUCGUAGGAAAUCGCAACCGCAUAAAGCUAUCAAUGGCUCUCUACGAAAAUCGUCUGACAAACAAUUUCAAUACCGAAAACUAUCCAACGAAAGCACCGUAUCAAAUAAUAAGCAAGCAAGCAAACCGAAGAGGCCUCCACAACCGAAAAUCGACAGCACUAGGGAGGGGGUGUUGGUCGACAUUUCUCCUGAAGAGCUGCAAUUGUCGAAGAUGAUGAUUGACAACGGGAAAAUGACCAAAACCGGGUCGUUGUCUCUAUUAGACGAACCUAUUGACAUGCCCCAAGACGAGGAUUACUGGUCCGAUAGACCGCCGUCAGUUGACAGCGGGCCGCCUCCGUUAAACAGCGGCCCACCCCCCUACCAACAACCGCCCUCGUACUACAACACGUCGGCCUUCUCGCAAAUCGACGACCCCUUCGACACCUCCAACGUACCGAUCCCGCCGUCGGAGGCGGCCAGGCCUUUCCCCCCCGCCGCCCCUCAGCUCGCCAUCGCCCACCCGCAGCAACCGCCGGCCGAGGCGAACGCCCUGAUGGACAACCUGCAGCGGUUGAAGUCCAUGAGCACGAGGCGGGAGGGUCAGUACAUACAGAGCGACAUUUCGAACAGGAUGUCUUUCAUACACACGCAAACCGACAACAACAUAGCGGUCUCGAAGAGCGUGACGGCGGCGCGGAAAGAUCUGGCAACAGCGGUGCACAGCAAUGUGACGAAUGGGUUGAACGGUGUAUCGUUGCGAGAGGAGCCCAGUAAGGAGUUUAUAGCGGAACUGGAAACGUAUUUGUUGGGCAACGGUAAUAUACCAACGAAAACGCCGACCACCUCCAACGAGAUUCCCGUGUUGCAACCACCGCCGCCGAAAAAGAACAACGCUGUCAGCCCGUCGAAAAACGCGACUCUGCCCAAAGUACAAAACGGCCCCUACUCGAACUUAACGGAGCAAUACUCGAAAAACUACGAUGCGACGGCAGGACACAACGAGACGGAAAAGUUGGUGAACAAAAUCUGGUACGACACGAACAUCACAGCGAAAGAAACGAACCGCCCCCGCAGCGACCUCUACGUGGUGAACUCCGAGCUCGGUCAGUUCAAAAGCAACAGGCGCUACGACCCGGUCUACGAGCCGUACUACAGCACCACGUCUCUGCACAAUAACGCGGCCCAGGGCGGCGGUUUCUACGAGGCGCAGUCCGUCUACAACGGAGAUGCCCGCCGAGAGUCGUUUUAUUCGGAGAUCGACGAGGAGAGCCGGUUGUACAGUCAGGUUCCCGACGAGACUUUGCGCCCUCACAGGCCCGCCCCCCAGCAUCCGCUCAGUAUGCAGCAGAUACAGAGGAAGAUGCAGCAGGGACAGUUAAGCGCAGACGCAGAGCGACUUAUGACAUCCGAGUACCGAAACAACAAAGUAAGCCUGGUAAAGGAGUGCGUGCAGGACAUGCCUACCGAGGAGUGUCUUUCCAAGUUGCAAGCUAACGGAUGGGACGUAAAUGCCACCAUCAAAAACAUCAAACUGGACAAACUGCUCAAGUUGGGCAUGGCAAAUAGGACUCAAUGCGAGGCAGCACUGCAGAGGACCAACUGGAAUGUAGAAUUGGCGGCAUCUGCCAUACUCGACACAUAAACAGGAAAGCUACUGACUAAAUAUCUUAGACUUAUUACCCUUAUUAAAUCCAAUUAAAUGUGCCAAAGAAAUGACAAAAAAAAUCAACCAUUUAUUUAGAUCUCUUUAAGAAUCUCCAGGCCAUACGUAUUAUUUACAAUUAGCGAAUACUUUUAUUAUCAUUCCGCUAUAAAAUUUGACAAAAUUCUUUCUCCAAUUAAAUAAUAUUUACCUUUUAGUUGACAUGUUUAUUUACAACAUGUUUUUAAGAAGAAACCAACUUUUUCCCUCUAUUACUAACCAAAUAAAUGCAAUAAAAAUGAACAAUUUAUGUGAUAAUUUCAUGUAGCAACGGAAUCCCAAUUUUACUAAACAUGUAUAUAUUUUAGGCAACUCACUUUAUGUAAAUAAUUAGUUCUUAUUAUCACUCAAGUUUUAGAUCUUUUAGACCUAAUAAAAAAGUUAUUUUUCUAUA